CUAAUGAGUUUAAAUACUCAAAAACUUUAGCAUUUGUCUUCGUUGAAAUCUCAGCUUUCCCUUUCAAUUCAUGAGAUUUAAUACCAUCACCAGCUGUGAUUCUAUCUUUACUAAUAAUAACCACUUCAUCUGCAUUAUCAAUACUAAAAACUUUCUUAGUUUUACCCUCGAUAACAAGUGCACCAAGUUUAUAACCAGCAACUAAAACAAAAUUAUUAACAUUAUAUCAAUGAUCAAACAGCUUAUCAUUAAUUAAUGUCAAUUAUACAAAUUUUACAUACACAAUUAUACUUCAUAAAUAAUAUGUUAUAUUAAUGACAUUACUAAAUCAUUGCAUUAUUUUAAUAAAUUAAUUUUGUCAAUAAUAAAAUACAUGUAAUUACUUAAUAUCAUAUAUCGUAAUCAGAAAUAGAAGUUGUUCAAAACAAUGAAAUUUCAGCACCAAAUGGAACUUAAAAUGUUUUAGUGCAUUAAGUGUCAAAUUAAAUAGUGUGGAAUUGCCGAUCAUUACAGAUUUAUUUUAUAACUAAAUUAAAAUUAUCCUUCAUCAGAAUUUUAUUUAAAGGCAACGCUGUACUGGUAUCACAGUAGGUUUUAAACUUAAAUAAAACAGUUUAUAAGAUAGUUUGUUCAUCAUAAUUUCAAUAUUAAGUAGUCAAUUACCCCAAUGAGGCAUAAUGGAUGUAACAGAAAAGAAAAAAAAAUUAACAAUCCUAAAAUAUGUGAUAAGGAACAUUUUUAAAUGAUAUUUUGUGUAAGUAGCUUAAAUGUGCAUUAAAUUUUGUUUUAUAUUAUGUGUAAUUAAAUAAUUUACACAUAUAAAUUAAAAUGCAUUUAUACUACCUUCGUCCGGCAUUUUACUCAAAGCCUCCACUGUAAUGAAACAAAAAAGAACAAUCUUAAGACCAGUAUUUAAGAAGGUUCAACUAUCUCUGCCCCACCACCUGAUCCUAGGAGUGUUAUACAAUUUACUGCAGCCACCAGUUGAUCCAUUCCACUCACGUGGUUCGUGAGUUGAGUUCGAAAUAGAGGCCCACAAUUUCCUAGGACCUGUGGAUUUAUUGUUUGUUUUAUAUAAGGGUGAUCUAUAAGUGGUAUUAUGGAUUGUAAUGAUAAGAAGAAAGUGCUUACUGGAUUAACGCACGAAUGUGGAGUGUUCGGAUGCAUGGCCAGAGGCCCUUGGCCGACACAAUUAGAUGUUCCCCAGGUCAUCUGUUUGGGCCUCAUAGCGUUGCAGCAUAGAGGCCAAGAAAGUGCAGGCAUAGUAACUAGCGAAGGAAAAUGUUCUAAAAAGCUCAAUGUGAAAAAAGGAAUGGGGAUGAUCAGUAAUAUUUUUAAUGAUGAAUCGAUGCAGAAGCUCAAAGGUAACCUAGGGAUAGGUCAUACCCGUUAUUCUACCAGCGCAGCUUCAGAAGAAAUCAACUGCCAGCCAUUUGUAGUACACACAGGGCAUGGUGCUUUGGCUGUAGCUCACAAUGGAGAACUAGUCAAUUCAGAAGCCCUCAGGAGAAUGGUAUUGUCCAGAGGUGUUGGGCUUUCCACUCAUUCAGAUAGCGAGCUGAUUACUCAAGCCCUCUGCUUGAAUCCUCCUGAAGGGGAAGAAGAAUCGGGACCUGAUAUGCCGGCUAGAAUAAGACAUCUAAUGCAACUAGCACCCUUAUCAUACUCCUUAGUAAUAAUGAUGAAAGAUAGAAUGUAUGGCGUCAGAGACCCCUAUGGAAACCGACCUUUGUGCCUUGGGAAGAUCGUUCCAGUUGAUCAUCAGAAUGAUAAUGAAGCUGAUGGAUGGGUCAUAUCAUCUGAAUCAUGUGGCUUUCUUUCAAUCGGAGCACGCUACGUUAGAGAAGUUCUUCCGGGAGAAAUAGUUGAAAUUACAGACAAAGGAUGUAAAACUAAAGAUAUAGUUCCAAGGCCUGAAGGCAAAGCACUUGCAUUUUGUAUUUUUGAGUAUGUUUACUUUGCAAGGGCAGACAGUAUGUUCGAAGGACAAAUGGUAUAUUCUGUACGUAUGCAGUGUGGCAAAAUGUUAGCACGUGAAGCAUAUGUUGAUGCUGAUAUUGUAAGUUCUGUUCCUGAAUCAGGUACUGCUGCUGCUCAUGGCUUUUCAAAAGAAUCAGGAAUCCCUUUUGCUGAGGUUUUAUGCAAAAAUCGCUACAUUGGAAGGACAUUCAUUCAGCCUAGCACAAGACUUAGACAGUUAGGAGUUGCAAAAAAAUUUGGUGCGAUAGAAGCUAAUGUUGCUGAAAAAAAAAUCAUACUGAUUGAUGAUUCCAUAGUUAGAGGAAAUACAAUUGGACCUAUUAUUAAACUUCUGAAAGAUGCUGGUGCAAAAGAGGUGCAUGUUCGAAUCGCUUCUCCUGCUUUGCGCUAUCCAUGCUAUAUGGGAAUAAACAUCCCAACAACUGAAGAACUUAUUGCAAAUAGAUUAGAUAAUAUAAAACUAGCUGAUCAUGCAGGAGCUGAUUCCUUAGCAUACCUCUCAGUAGAAGGUCUAAUUAAAGCUGUGAGGUGGAAGAUCAAAAAGGGUAAAAAUGAUAUAGGUCAUUGUACCGCUUGCCUUACUGGUGAGUAUCCAGAACUUCCAGAUUGGUGAAAAAAAAAAUUACUAUUCAUUUUAAGAAAUUUUCACAAUUUUUGAGUUACCUUUAUAUUUUCUUAAAAACAAAAACAUGUAGGUUAUAGUAACUGAAAAAAUUUCAUCAGUAUUAACACUAUGUGUUAAUUAGUGUGCAACAGCGUAUUCCUGGGUUAAUAUACAUGAGAAAAUAUGUAUAAUUAUUAUUCCUGUUAUACUUAAGUGUAAAUAAUCUUAGAUCUGAUUUAUAAAGACACGAUUGAAUUUAUUUAGUUUUUGUAAGUUCUUUAAAAUAUUUAUCUUAGAUUUUUUUUAUACCUAUAAAUAAAAUAAUUAAAGAUAUGUAGAAUUUU
Molecule: messenger RNA, 2928 nt
Organism: Nezara viridula (southern green stink bug)
Lineage: Eukaryota; Metazoa; Arthropoda; Insecta; Hemiptera; Pentatomidae
Source: the annotation of a GenBank genome assembly